UCUUGUUUUGGUGGACUGAUGGCGACGAACCUGCCGUCUAGGGCGUGGUUCUUUGCUGGCGUAGCAAUGCUGUGCACAAUUCGGAUUGGUGUGAUGGCGCUUCGGCCGCUGGGUCGUCAUUCUACGAGGAAACGCACCUUGAGUGCUACUACUGGAUCGCAAUCUUCUUCAGCCCCGCCUGAUCUGGCCAACCUUCGCGAGCACUACGUCUCCACGGGGAUCGACAGGGCGACAUUGCCCAGCGAACCGCACAUUCUCAUGGUCAAGUGGGUGGAGGAGGCUUGCCGUUGCAAGGAGGUGAUCGAGCCAAACGCCAUGUGCUUGGCAACGGUGGGGGAAGGGGGGAAGCCAUCGGCUAGAUUCGUGCUCAUGAAAGGCUAUGACGAGAGAGGCGUCACGUGGUACACCAACUACAACAGCCGCAAGUCGCAGGAGCUGAAAGCGUUCCCCCACGCGGCUAUCACUUUCUGGUGGGGGGCACUGCACCGCUCGGUCCGGUUUGAGGGCGAGGUUGCCAUGGUGAGCGAGGAGGAGAGCGACACGUACUUCAAUUGCCGUCCCACCGGAAGUAAGAUCGGAGCCUGGGUAUCGGACCAAAGCGAGCCCAUUGCAUCACGGGAGGAGAUGACAUUGAAGGCGAAAGAAGUGGAGGACGCGUUUGCCUCGGAGGGAGACAACAUUCCACGACCCCCUCACUGGGGCGGCUUCCGGCUUAAACCGUCUCGUGUGGAGUUCUGGGAGGGACAGCCCUCUCGCCUGCACGACCGCUUCAUGUACUCCCUUGCGUCGGACGACGCAGACGGAGCGGGGGGCGAGGAUGCCAAGGCAAUGCCGUGGACGAUCACACGGCUGCAGCCUUGAAGGAGUGGCUCCACUUGCCUUGUGCCUAGCCGGGAAUUGAGGCACGUGUGUAUCGUUGCAUGUCUAUUGGGCUGACGUGAGUUCAUGUCCGUGAGAGCCUGAUGGAAGCGUCCGAAUUUACGAACGUGACUGAUGUUCUUCACGCGAUAGUGUGCCCAUGGAACCCGUUGGAUAUACCUAAGAAGCCCAGCAGCUGGGAGGACUAGUCGAAUGGAGCGGUAUGUGGUAGACGUGCACGGUUUCAGAAAGCUCUCAGUCCUCUGUACCAUAUGAAGGUCUUCAAAUAACGAGUUCGGAGUGAAACCGCACCUGCUAGUUCUCAUUGCCAGAACUACCUACCGUGUUGAGUUGUGCUAAGUAUGGGUCUUAUCUUUUCCCUCGUGACAAGUGGAGGAAACCGCGUGCGAUCAGCGUGGCAUAUCGAUUUUGUUCUCGCACCUCUGUUGGCAAAGGCUUCCAUGUGUGGGGGGCUCGCGUGGGUAGACAAAAGAAUAGUGUGGUGUCGUUGACCUGGCGACAGUAGCUCUAUUAAAUGACGGGAGAAUUCAAUCCACGAUGAUUGUACCGCCUUCUAUUAGGCAUAUUCUUGGGUGGGUUUACGGAGGUCCCAGAGGGGUGGAUCUCAGAGAUGCUCUCACUCUGUUGCCGUGUAUUGCGGCUCGUGGUGGGCAAACCUCUUUUUUGUUUGUGUGUGUGGUCCUCGCUGGUGCAUGAUGUGCAGAUGCAUUGGUCCUAAUUUUUUCCUCAGCACGUAUUGUGCCAACCGGCUAUGACUAAUAACGAGGGCCAAGUCUCAGCGGCGAGUAAUGGACAAAAUAUGCUCCAUUCCGUGUAGAUGAGUACGUGAGUCUCCCUUCUCCAUACCCUUCCCGAUCAUCUCGGAAGCCAAGUUUUGGUUGGAAAAUAAUAUGUCGCAGAGGUAACCAGCCUC
Molecule: messenger RNA, 1792 nt
Organism: Ectocarpus siliculosus
Lineage: Eukaryota; Phaeophyceae; Ectocarpales; Ectocarpaceae
Source: the annotation of a GenBank genome assembly